Messenger RNA from Cyclospora cayetanensis, 1017 nucleotides. RefSeq lists its product as uncharacterized. Lineage: Eukaryota; Apicomplexa; Conoidasida; Eucoccidiorida; Eimeriidae. The transcript is spliced from 7 exons. The annotation marks the transcript as partial. The record is from RefSeq and is a predicted model, not a curated record.
GAUGCAAGAGCAGCAGCAGCGGGAGGAGAAGCAGCAGCAGGAGAUGCAAGAGCAGCACUGGCGGCAGCAGCAGCAGGCGGGCGGACGCCUUCGAGCAGCAGCGGCAACAAUGGCGCUACCGUCAGCGAGGCAACAAAGCGCAUGCUUCUGCUUCAGCCUAAAAACCUCACCAUCCGCUUUAUGUGUAGUGUGGCUGAUGCUGCUGCUACGGCUGUCGCUGCUGCCUCUGCGUGGGAUCAAGAAGUUUUUGAUAGGUCUGCGCGAGAGGCCUUUGCGGCUGCGGCUACUGUUGUUGCUGCGGAGCAUGCCAGUAGCAGUAGCAGCAGCAGUACCAGCAGCAGUACCAGCAGCAGCAGCAGCAGCAGCAGCGGGGGCUGCUGUUGCGGGGGAAGACGUGGCUUCCUCACCUCCCCAGCAGCAGGAGAAGCAGCCAGCGCGAGUGCACGAUCCUCAGCAAGCGGGCUGGUUCGUGAGGAUGUACAGGGAGCUGCGUGGACAGGCAGACAUUGCCGUUCGGCUGAAAGUCUCGGCAAGAGACUUGCAUGCGAAAUGCGAUCUUGCGCGGUGCAGUGUCUCUGCAGCAGAGCUGCACGAGAUGCUGACGCUGCCGAGGCGGCUUGCCGAGAGCCGUCAGACGGAGGAUGGCAAGCAGAAGACACCACGGAACGUUCAGACUCGGCGCCCUCGAGGGAGGCAGUGAGACAAGGGGAAACUUCCGCUUUCCGCGAGGCAGUGCUGGAAAGCAGACGAGGAGACGAAUUUUUGCUUGGAAAGUCUCCACGGCAGAAUUCUCAGCAUCAUCGAACGGGGGGUGUCUGCCCUGUUAAACUGUGGCGGAAAGGUAUUGCUAGCCUCCGCAGCAAAAGCGCCUCAGAUUGGGGGGGAAACGCUGACGGCAGCAGCAGAUCUCCUGCCAGCGCCGGAGCAGCAGCAGCGGCUCAAACAGCAGCAGCGGCUCAAACAGCAGCAGCGGCUAGCGCACCGCUUGCUGAAAAAAGGCUCUGCUGCUGCAGAUGA